UCGGGACAAGAAACCCUGGUCUGAAAGGUGAGGGGCUGGAUGGGGAAUAGGCGGGCCAGCCUGACCGAGGUUUGCAAAUCAUCCUUGAAAGACCUCGGGAGCCGGUCACCGGGAGCGUCUUCUCCCUUCCCGGCCCCGGGCCCCCCGGCCCCGCAAUAAGCAAGCGCCCCCUCUGCCAGUCCUCAUCCUCUGUGGACAAAAAGUGAAACAAGCCCUGUCUUUCACCUGCGAGUCCCAGCCCUCUCCAGAGGCUGGAACAGUCCGCAAUCCUUGAGUUCCGGCGCCGAGCCGAGACGGUCCCUGGCCUCUCCUGGGCUCAGUCGCCCCGUCGGCGUGCACAGAGGAGGCCGGCCCGGGGGCUCUCCAAGCACCCUCCCCGCUCUGACGUCCGGGGCUCCCGCCCGCCGCCACGGUUGCUCCUACCUGGGGAGGUGCGUCGGGGCCCAGGGGGCGGGCAGUUGGGGGGCGGGCGGGGAACGGGCGCCGCCCCAAGUUUCCUGCCCCCUUUAAGGAGAAGAAGCCGGUGGAGGGAGGAGCCGGUCCAGGUUUGUGCAAGGGAGAGCCUCGCCAGCGGUCUCGGCGGCAGAGGCCAGCCCUGCGGAGAGGGAGUCGCCGGCCGCCCCGCCUGCCCCGCGCCACGACCUCGAGGCCCGCGCCUCGCCCCUCGCCCUCCUCGCCAGCCGCAGCCUGGGGCGCAGCCUAGGCGACCCCCAUCAGUGCACACGCCGUAACUAAUUGCCCUUUCUUCUGGCCAUCGGCCCGAAGCACGACCUCGACGGCUAUCCUCAGAUCAGCGGGAAACCCAUCAGCUGCAGGCGUCCCAGCUUCAGGACCACUUCCAGACCCCUUGACGGCCUGCUACCAGCGCGCAAAGGACCCUUCAGCCCGCGACGGGGUCCUAGUCCCGGUCCCGACACCACUGAGGGCGCCUGGCCUCGAGCUCCAGAACACGAGCAGAGCCGUCGGUGGGCGGGACACUCCAGAGCCUCCGUCCCCACCGAGCCAGCCCGGAAACCGCGGGUGCCCAGCCUCCAGCGCGCCCCUGCCGGGGAAGCUGUGCUCCAGGUGCCAGCCCGCGAGGACCCUCGGAGCUCUCCGCAGAGGGGCCCAGCGUCCGUUCCGGAGCCCCAGCGCGCCGAGCCUCGCAGUUCUCAGACCCGCCUCGAUCCUCGAUUGAAGCGGGCGGCGGGGACGCGGGACGGCUGCACCAUGACUGCCGAAAGCGGGCCGCCGCCGCCGCCUCCGCCACCGGAAGCCCUGGCGGCAGUAAAGGAGGAACGCGGUGAGGCCGGGGCGGGGGUCCCGGCGGAGGCGGCGGGCCGCGGCGCGGGUGGGCGGCGGCGCAAGCGCCCCCUGCAGCGCGGGAAGCCGCCCUACAGCUACAUCGCGCUCAUCGCCAUGGCCAUCGCGCACGCGCCGGAGCGCCGCCUCACGCUCGGCGGCAUCUACAAGUUCAUCACCGAGCGUUUCCCCUUCUACCGCGACAACCCCAAAAAGUGGCAGAACAGCAUCCGCCACAACCUCACGCUCAAUGACUGCUUCCUCAAGAUCCCGCGCGAGGCCGGUCGCCCGGGCAAAGGCAACUACUGGGCUCUCGACCCCAACGCCGAGGACAUGUUCGAGAGCGGCAGCUUCCUGCGCCGCCGCAAGCGCUUCAAGCGCUCGGACCUCUCCACGUACCCAGCCUACAUGCACGACGCCGCCGCCGCCGCUGCCGCCGCCGCCGCGGCCGCGGCCGCCGCCAUCUUCCCGGGCGCGGUGCCCGCUGCGCGCCCGCCUUACCCGGGUGCCGUCUACGCGGGCUAUGCCCCGCCGUCGCUCGCCGCGCCGCCCCCGGUCUACUACCCCGCUGCGUCGCCCGGCCCGUGCCGAGUCUUCGGCCUCGUGCCCGAGCGGCCGCUCAGCCCAGAGCUGGGCCCCGCGCCGUCGGGACCCGCGGGCUCCUGCGCCUUUGCCUCCGCCAGCGCCUCGGCCGCGACCGCCAGCUACCAGCCCGCGGGCUGCACGGGAGCCCGACCUGCCAACCCCUCCGCCUAUGCGGCCGCCUACGCGGGCCAGGACGGCUCAUACCCGCAAGGGGCCAGCAGUGCCCUCUUCGCGGCCGCUGGCCGGUUGGCGGGGCCCGCAUCGCCCCCCUCAGGUGGCAGCGGCGGCGGCGUCGAGACCGCAGUGGACUUCUAUGGGCGCACGUCGCCCGGCCAGUUCGGAGCGCUGGGGCCCUGCUACAAUCCCGGUGGGCAGCUCGGAGGGAGCAGUGCAGGUGCCUACCAUGCUCGCCAUGUGGCCGCCUAUCCCGGCGGGGUAGAUCGUUUCGUGUCUGCCAUGUGAGCCGAGCAUACGGUCGGAAAUUCAUAGAUGCCUCGGCGGUUUACACGAACGAAGUAUCCUGGAGACCUGAGGACAGGACUGGAGAGAGGGCCGAACUGAGAACCACAAAGAAGGGACCGUGGGAAGGAGACGCGCAACCUCCGAGUGCAUCGCGUACACACCUGGUUUACUUUGUUAAUAGGAGGAAGUGGGGAAAGGCACCCCCAGCCCACCGACUGGGGGAAAAGUGCCCUCAGUCAGGUGAAGCGCCAAAGGACUCGCCUUUCAGGUGGCGCAGCAUAGUGUCUACACCAGACGCUAGGAUCCGAAUUGUGGGGAGUCACGAUUUCACUCUUCCCUGUAUUGUGCGAAACUCGGGCCUUUUACACGGGUUUGGCCUCUUGUGCCUUUGACUAUGUUGCCGCAAUAAAAGGCUCCAAUAGCGUCUUCCUUCUUAAGGUGAGGAAGACAAGUUUGCAAAAGAAGUAGCUUUUUGUUUUGUUUUCUUUUCUUUUUUUUUUUAAUUGGGGAAAUCGCUCUGCUUCACUUGGCCUGACGGUGGUUUUCCCUGCCUCUGAGAAUGGCAGCUCCGGCUGAGUCUGGACUGUGCCUCAGUUCCCCAGUGUGACACAGUCGCAUCACCUACAUCCUCAGUCUCCCCAUUCGUUAUGCAGGAGGGCUGCGGGGUUCAUGUGACCUUUCAGGGCCCCAUCCUCCUGGAUGCGGCCCUGCAUAUUGGCAGCAUCCGUAGGCCAACGAGGGCCUAAACUAACCCCAUUCCAGGGAAUCAGAGCGGCGCUCACGGCAAGCAUCCAUUCUAAAGUCCCUGGAUUGGCUCCAGGCGUUGAUUGUAUGAAAAUUUCUUGAAUCUUUUUGAGCAUGAUGGCUGAUCACUUGGCAGCUGUUUCAUCUGGGUCCUAAGUGUAUUUUCCCAGCGAGGCAGAUAGAAAUACACAUGUCCAUGGUCCACUCUUUCUUUUCAUCAAGCAGCCCUGGACCCGGUGGCUAAACUGAAUGAAGUUCAGAGAUGACAGGGAUUCGGGGGAGAGCCUACUGGUGACAGCUUUCAGCCUGUGGGGUCCACGCUUCCAUCCCUGGCGCUCUCUGCCAUCCCUCAGCAGGCUUCCCACGCGAAAACGAAAGUGAAAAAUUAAUUGGGGUGGUCAGUGAAGUAAGCUUAGAAAGAAACUGGAUUUUAAAUUUUGUUUUGUAUAUGUUUAUUUGUUUUAUGCAAAAAGCUAACCAAACUCAGAAAACCCAACAACUCCCUCCCCACCCCCCACACACACUUUCUCUUAAGAAAUCUUAUAAGUUUCUAUUCUGGAGCAAAAAUAUCCAGUGUUACAUAUUUCAGAGGCUUGGGCGCCGCUUUCAGAUAAACCUGAGUGUUCAAAUGAACUGUUUUAAUAAAAAAAAGUCUUUGAGCAAUGAGCUCUGGCAGGAGAAACUCAGCUUCUUGGUGCAUAGGUACCUUGCUAGGGAAGAGUGGAGGAUGUGUGAGAAAGAAGACAGAAAACACUGGUGCUUUUUCCUUUUCAGGUUGGGGAUUGCCCUGUCCCGUUCACAGCCGUGCGGAUGUGGUUCAGUCCAGGCGGGUACUUGUCUAGUUCAGUGUCGUCCAAUAGGGAUACAGAUACGUGUGUAAUUUAAGUUUUUCUAGUAGCCACAUCAAUAAAAUAAAAAAGGGACAAGUAAGAUUAACUAGUAAUAUUUUGUAUUUGACCCAAAAUACCUAAACUAUUGUUUCAACAAAUAAUCAACAUAAAAAUUGUUAAGAUGUUCUAGUGUUUUCAUGCCAAGUCUCCCAGAUCUGGAGGGUGUUAUACACUUACCAGUCAUCUAAAUGUGGACUAGCCACACGCCAAGUGCUGGGCAGCAGUGAGUGGCCGAUGACGACUGUGCUGGACAGUCGUACAGGCCUAUGGGCCGGUCCUUCCUGAAUGGGUGGUGGGGAACGGCCACCUGGAGGUGGAAGGCAGCUGCAGAACUGACCCUGCUCCCGUGGGCCCGGGUUCCAGCCCUAGCCUCCUGACCUUGGAAAAGUGACGAGUUGGGCGUCAUCUCCAUAUGGGCCCUUGCUGAUGUGAUAUUCAAAGGUACUCCACGCACAGCUACAGAGUCUGGCUCUCCUAGGCAGAAGUCACGGUGGCUUACCUAGUUAGCAGUAGCGGGGAAUUGAAAGCCCUCUACCCAGGGAUUUUGUCCCUGGCUGACAACAGCCUAGUCAGGGCAUUGGGGCUGGAAAAUGAUGGUCCGUGCGUUCUGUUAGUACAGGAAUGUAAACUUUCUCUGUUUUUCAAUGACCAAGUUGAGUGUUUUGACAGCGCCAUUAACCUUAAGCCGGUCCCUUCUCCUUCAGCGUCCUCAUUUGUGAAUGGGAAUGUGUAACCCCCUGCCUUACAGGGUCCUCCCACAGUUAAACAAGACAAGAGGGGGAAACCUCUCUGUAACCUGUAAAGCGCAGGGCCUAGGAGUCAGGAAAGGCUUCAAAAUUAAAAAGCGCCGCCUUAUCCCCAAGCCUUUUGGAGCAUCACCAUAAGGUUCCGGGAGCGAGAAAGAUGGGGUGGGAAAGUGAGCCGGUCUUUGCCCCCAGGGUCCUUGGCAAGUAGGACGACAGGUGAAAUAAUGCCCAAAGCAGGGUCUGCGCCCAGAAAAAGAGGACGCGGCUAGGAGGGAACUGGGUGUACACAGGCUGGCUGGGGACCGGCGAGGGUUGGGGUCAAGGUGUCAGCCCUCUCGGCCUCCGUCCUCUCGGCCUCCCGUCGCGCCGGCCAGAGACACCCAAACUCCUGCGCCCCCAGGGCCGGGCUGAAACGGA
Phyllostomus discolor (pale spear-nosed bat) is the source of this 5125-nucleotide messenger RNA. RefSeq names its product forkhead box E1 (gene FOXE1). The transcript has a single exon. NCBI's taxonomy places the organism in Eukaryota, Metazoa, Chordata, Mammalia, Chiroptera, Phyllostomidae. Gene Ontology annotation, molecular function: DNA-binding transcription factor activity, RNA polymerase II-specific; RNA polymerase II cis-regulatory region sequence-specific DNA binding. Bases 1210 to 2328 code for a protein of 372 amino acids. The record is from RefSeq and is a predicted model, not a curated record. Gene Ontology annotation, biological process: cell differentiation; anatomical structure morphogenesis; regulation of transcription by RNA polymerase II.